AUGAAGAUCACUUCUUUGGUGCUCGGGGCCCUUGUCCUUGCGAUGGCCACAUGUACGCUGGCAGCGGAUCCCAAGAAGCACCCCGCCUGGCAGGUACCAUACGAGAACGAGCCUCUGCCUCUCCACGAGGUCCCGGAAUGCAUGCAGCGCUGCAUUGAAGAGAAGAAUUGGAAGAUGGGCUUCGACAUUUACACGGUUCCCCGAGUCAAGUUCUGCCGGGACGACUUCGACACGUUCUUCACCUGGAUGACAUACCACGUGGGCUUCUGCUCCAGGCCGGCCUGUGAGGGUGCCGAUAAGGAUAUCAACGCCGUUAGAAACGCGGGGUGGAUGUACAAGCUGUGCGGGUUCCCGAAGCAGUCGUCGGUCUCGGGCUUGAAUGAUUGGAAGACUCUUGCUCCGGAUGAAUACGACGAGAAUCUGGUGUAG
Molecule: messenger RNA, 429 nt
Organism: Colletotrichum graminicola M1.001
Lineage: Eukaryota; Fungi; Ascomycota; Sordariomycetes; Glomerellales; Glomerellaceae
Exons: 1
Coding region: 1-429 (142 amino acids)
Source: RefSeq, a predicted model, not a curated record